UGACGCCCACUAACGUCUGACGUCUAACGCUGACACUGGAAUCGAACCGCAAACGAAUUCGCAUAGCUGAUCGAUCCACUACUGUAGACUCCUAGGCCCACCCAUCCACCACCUUGGACAGAAUCAUAUACCAUACAAUUGUUACAACCGUUCCUAAAUAAAACAAUGGCAACUAAACGUAAAAUGACAACAGAAGAAUAUUCUGAAGCAGUUCCAGGUACUUCUAAAUCUUCAAAGAAAUCCAGUAAAAAAAGGUCCAGAUCUAAAAAAGGAAAAAAAACAGAAGUAGAAACAGAUAUAAAAACAGAAAUAGUAACAGGAAAGUGUGAAACAACGAGAUGGAUGAAGAAGUAUUUAAAGCUGCAAGAGGAUGUGGGACCCGAUGAAACACAUGGUGAACGUCUUGGAGGACAUGUUACCGAUAUUAUUCAGAAACUUAAUGUGGUUAUUGUAAAAGUACUCUCUCCAAGUAAUCUUCUGUUCUUUGGAAGCCCAUUAUUUUUACAUUGUUCAGAAGUGAAAAACUGUAAUACAGAAUUUAUGUUUUUGGGUUAUAUUGAUGAUAUAUUUGGAUCAAUUGGAGAGCCUAUGUAUUCUGUACAGAUAAAGUGUGAUGUGAAUAAUAUUUCGAAUAAUAAUGCCGAAGCAUAUUAUUUUCCGGAUAAUCCGAAUACUUUUGCUUUGACUGUUGAACGUAUAAGAAAUAAGUUAAAGAAUAAAACAAAAUACCGACUUACAAAGAAAAAUAUUUGAAAAUUUCGACUAAUCCUUUUUUUUAUUAAUUAACAAAGUGUGUAAACUAAUGUAUUUCUUUUGAUUUGUAGACGAAUAUGUAUCAUGACAUUCUUUAAUAAUAAUAAAUGACUGUGCGGAUAAAAGUA
Messenger RNA from Megalopta genalis, 881 nucleotides. RefSeq lists its product as uncharacterized. The record is from RefSeq and is a predicted model, not a curated record. Lineage: Eukaryota; Metazoa; Arthropoda; Insecta; Hymenoptera; Halictidae.